AUGGCGGCGGCCGGGCUGGUCCGGAGGCGGGCCCCGCUGCGGGCGCUGUGGCGGGGCGCGUCGUCGUGCUCGCUGCGGCGGGAGGGCUGCGUGGGGCUGAGCGCGCCCCAGCUGGGCGUGCCGCUGCAGGUCUUCGUGGCCGAGCUGCCCGCGCGGCUGGUGGAGGAGACCCCGGCCGAGGAGCGCCGCCGCCGCCAGAUGCGCCCCUUCCCGCUGCGCGUCUUCGUCAACCCGGCCCUCCGCGUCCUCGACGCCCGCCUCCUCGCCCUCCCCGAGGGCUGCUGCAGCCUCCGCGGCUUCUCGGCCUACGUGCCCCGCUACCAGGCCGUCCAGGUCACAGGUAGGCCGGCAGGGAGCAGGGCGGGAGGUAGGGCUGCCAGCUGGCUGGGAAGGGAGCGGCCGCUUCUUCGAGCCCCAGUCGAGGCCACCGGCUGGGCAGCCCGCAUCGUCCAGCACGAGAUGGACCACCUGCAGGGCAUCCUGUACAUCGACAAGAUGGACAGCAGGACUUUCACCAACGUGCACUGGGCCGAGCUGCAGGACUGAAGAUCGGCCGCACGGGGGUGGGGGUGGGGUGGCCUCUGCUUUGCCUCCAGCGUGGGAAGGGGCUGAGCCCACCAAGCCCUUGCGCAGGGCCUGUCCACAAAAGGGGGUGGCUGGAAUGAGUCACUGCGGGUUCUUAUGCCAGCCAGGCCAUCUCUGGCCACUGCAGCAGUGCUGGGGGCCUGAUCCAAGUGGCACGCUGAAUCCUUGCAGGGGAGCCGCAAAAGGCCCCCCACGUUCAGUCUGGUCUACCCUGUUGUAGCUGGCUGAGGGCAGGCACUGAUCGCCGGGGGAGGGAAUGGGGUCAGCCCUGCACCCACACUCAAGACUCCGGAUGAAGCCUGGCAAAGGCAGACCAACGCUGUUUAGCACACACCCACGCCCACACACCGGCCCUUUGCACCAGCCGGGGGAGGAACCCAACAGCUCCGGAGAGGCCUGCAUUAGAAGUACCCGGUAAUGAAUGGUGCUGCAGGAGAAUGCAUAAAGGUUUUGAAACGGGGGGGCGGGGGUGUC
Molecule: messenger RNA, 1059 nt
Organism: Gekko japonicus
Lineage: Eukaryota; Metazoa; Chordata; Lepidosauria; Squamata; Gekkonidae
Gene: PDF
Product: peptide deformylase (mitochondrial)
Exons: 2
Coding region: 1-546 (181 amino acids)
Biological process (GO): peptidyl-methionine modification; N-terminal protein amino acid modification
Cellular component (GO): mitochondrion
Molecular function (GO): peptide deformylase activity
Source: RefSeq, a predicted model, not a curated record